AUUGCUAUAUUCACUGGUUCUUAUGUUCUACCUCCGAUCCAGAAGCACCUUCAUUUCUCCUCCAUCAUUUAUUCAGGCCAUUUCUGAUAAUUGCAACGUGCACCCGGUUCCCUUCGUCGCUAGUCAGCGCUGUGGAUGUUACCGGCUGCUUCCGUGUAGGUGUAAGGGACAGAGAGCAACUAAGAAGGGUAGCGUGAAAGUGCAGGAAAAGUGUGCGUCCGUUUGAUCGAAUGGCUUCUUCAAAGCUUCAAGCCUUCUGGAACCACCCUGCUGGCCCCAAAACCAUUCAUUUUUGGGCUCCAACCUUUAAAUGGGGGAUCAGCAUUGCAAACGUUGCCGACUUUGCUAAGCCUCAUGAAAAGAUAUCCUAUCCUCAGCAAGUUGUUAUUGCUUGCACUGGAAUCAUCUGGUCACGCUACAGCAUGGUUAUCACACCGAAAAACUGGAACCUUUUCAGCGUUAGCGUUGUAAUGUCCGGUACAGGCCUAUACCAGCUUUCUCGUAAAAUAAGGAAAGACUACUUCUCGGAUGAUGAAAAGGAGGCCACUGCUGCAUCACUCGAACUGGAAGCAGAAAUGGCGACUGACUCGACUUAAUAAUCGACUGGACAGCCUGCCUACUGCCUUGGAGUCGGUUUCAUAUUCACUCUGGUCCAUGGAACCCCAACAUUUCUUUGCAUGUCAAAAUGUAUUUGUUUCGCACUGGACCGCGCUCGUGGGCAUGCAAGCCGAGUAGCGUGAAAAAUCCAUGCAGCUUUUAAUAUUCGUGUGCGCAACAUUAUAUCAUGUGCAAAAAAAAGGAUAUACAUAUUAAAUACACGAACCACCUCGAUGUCUUGUAUCUUGUGAUCCAAUAUGUUGUUUCUGCAAGAAACCUGAACUGCAGGUUAUCUAGGUUGAGUCCGUUCAUAUAUAUAUAUGAUUGGAGUCGUGUG
Messenger RNA from Triticum urartu, 934 nucleotides. Lineage: Eukaryota; Viridiplantae; Streptophyta; Magnoliopsida; Poales; Poaceae. The record is from RefSeq and is a predicted model, not a curated record.